AUGCUUCCAUCAAUAGAUUCUCAAUUGCAACUUAAAAAUCUCACAACUCCACAAGAAAUCGCAACAUCUAAUUCUUUAAAAGCACAGACUCGUCAGAACUCUGCAACUAGUAAAUGGGCAUCACCUAUUUCAGGCACAUUAAACGAUGAAGCACUUCGUGCAGAACAGGAAAAACAAGAAAAAUCAAAACGUCUUGAACAACGACGAAAACAUCUAUCUGCUAUUCUUGAAACUGAAAAAAAUAAUUUUCAAACUGAACUAUUAUCACAUCGUCAAUCAGUAUCCGCAGGAGCAGCUCGAUCUAAUUUUCUUCGUGAAAUUUCUGAUAAAGAUCAACCAAAAAUAGCCGAUAACGAAUUUCAUCGAAAUUCAAUAGAAGAACCAAAAUUAGAAAAUUUACAACUAGAUGAAAAACGUACAUUGUAUCAACCACAAGAAUUACAUCAACGUUUCGAUAAUGAACAAGGUAAUCAAUAUGAAAGAAAAAAUCGAAAUCAACAAUUAAAAAUAAUUCUACAGCAACAAAUGGAUGAAUUCAAUCAAAAAGAACAAGAGUCAGAAAUCUUAAAACAAGAAGAAGAACGACUUCUCAAAGAUCAAUGGGAAUUAAAACAAAUUGAAGAAGAAAGAAAAAAAAAUAGAAAAAUCUUCAAUUCAACCAGAUUCCGGGAAUUGGAUAUAAAAAUUCUUGCAUCGAUUGUUUAUACUAAUGAACAAAGUAAUUUAGAACAAUCUGAACAAUUAAAACGAAAUGUUUUAAAUACACUUCAACAAUUUCAACAACAAAUCAAAUUAGAAAGAGAAAAAGAACAAGAAUUUGAUGAUAUGUAUCCAGACGAUGCUGCUAAAUACUGGUCUCGUCGUGAACAAGAAUGGAAUCAUGAAAGAGAAAUACGUGAAAAAUUAAUCGAAGAAAUUAUUGAAAAGAAAAAAGAAGAAAUAAUAAAAAAAUUGAAACUAUUAAAACAACAACAAGAAGAAAUACAUGAUAAACAACGAAUACUUAUUAAUGAUAUGGAACAAGCAAGAAAAUAUGAUUUGAUUGAAAAACAAAAGCAAUUAAAAGAAAAAGAAAUAUCAAAUACACAACAAGAAAGAGAAAAUUUUCGAUUAGAAUUCGAAAAACAAAAUAUUAUUGAGCAUGAAGAUAAAAAACAAAUGGAUCAAUUAGUACAACAUGAAAUAGCUGUUAAUACUACAACUAAUGAACCUAAAUUCUAUGGUCGUCGUCGAGCUAAUUGGAAUUAA
This is a messenger RNA of Adineta steineri, 1248 nucleotides long. The record is from the annotation of a GenBank genome assembly. Lineage: Eukaryota; Metazoa; Rotifera; Eurotatoria; Adinetida; Adinetidae.